UGUAGAGACCGCGAAGGACGGUGGGGCAGGACCCACCUGAUUCAGCAUCAGAGUGAACGAAAAUGUCUUUAUUUAAAGCCCGUGAUUGGUGGUCUACUGUUCUGGGAGAUAAAGAAGAAUUUGAUCAAGGCUGUUUGUGUUUGGCUGAUGUUGACAAUACUGGAAAUGGACAAGAUAAAAUAAUUGUGGGCAGCUUUAUGGGAUACCUAAGAAUCUUUAAUCCUCAUCCUGUAAAAACAGGAGAUGGAGCUCAAGCUGAGGAUUUGCUUCUAGAAGUGCAUCUACGAGAUCCAAUAUUGCAAGUGGAAGUAGGAAAGUUUGUUUCAGGUACUGAGAUGCUUCAUUUGGCUGUGUUGCAUUCAAGAAAAUUGUGUGUCUACUCUGUCUCAGGAACCUUGGGUAAUGUGGAACAUGGGAACCAGUAUCAGAUCAAAUUAAUGUAUGAACAUAAUCUUCAGAGAACAGCCUGCAAUAUGACUUAUGGAUCAUUUGGUGGUGUGAAAGGUCGUGAUUUAAUUUGUAUCCAGUCUGUGGAUGGGAUGCUGAUGGUGUUUGAGCAGGAAAGCUAUGCUUUUGGGAGGUUUCUCCCUGGCUCUCUUUUACCCGGCCCUCUUGCUUACAGUUCCCGAACAGAUUCCUUCAUUACUGCUUCUUCCUGCCAUCAAGUGGAAAGUUACAAAUACCAAGUACUUGCUUUUGCAACGGAUGCAGAUAAAAGACAAGAGACUGAACAACAAAAACAUGGGUCUGGAAAAAGACUAGUUGUAGAUUGGACUCUAAAUAUUGGAGAGCAAGCCCUUGAUAUAUGUAUUGUGUCUUUCAUUCAGUCAUCAUCUUCUGUUUUUGUUCUUGGUGAGAGAAACUUUUUUUGCCUUAAGGAAAAUGGACAAAUCCGAUUUAUGAAGAAACUUGAUUAUAGCCCAAGUUGUUUUCUCCCAUAUUGCUCAGUUUCUGAAGGAACAAUAAAUACUUUGAUUGGAAACCAUAAUAAUAUGUUGCAUAUUUAUCAAGAUGUGACACUGAAAUGGGCCACUCAACUUCCCCAUGUUCCUGUAGCAGUAAGAGUGGGCUGUUUACAUGAUUUAAAGGGAGUGAUAGUCACUCUGAGUGAUGAUGGUCAUUUGCAGUGUUCAUACCUGGGGACAGAUCCUUCUUUGUUCCAAGCUCCAAAAGUUGAAUCUAGAGAACUAAACUAUGAUGAACUUGAUAUGGAGUUGAAAGAACUUCAGAAAGUCAUCAAAAAUGUUAACAAGUCACAAGAUGUUUGGCCCCUGACUGAGAGAGAAGAUGACCUGAAAGUCUCUGCCAUGGUUUCUCCUAACUUUGAUUCAGUAUCUCAAGCUACUGAUGUUGAUGUGGGAGCUGACCUUGUCCCUUCAGUCACAGUGAAGGUCACACUGAAGAAUCGAGUAGCAUUGCAGAAGAUCAAAUUAUCAAUCUAUGUGCAACCACCUUUAGUACUAACUGGUGAUCAGUUCACCUUUGAAUUUAUGGCACCAGAGAUGACUAGAACUGUAGGCUUUUCCGUUUAUCUGAAAGGAAGUUAUUUACCACCUGAAUUGGAAGGAAAUGCUGUUGUUUCUUAUUCCAGACCAACAGAGCGAAAUCCUGAUGGCGUUCCUCGAGUUAGCCAAUGUAAGUUUAGACUUCCCCUGAAAUUAGUCUGCUUACCAGGCCAGCCUUCAAAAACUGCAAGCCACAAACUAACUAUCGAUACCAACAAAUCUCCAGUCAGUCUUCUCAGUCUCUUUCCAGGCUUUGCCAAGCAGUCAGAAGAUGAUCAGGUGAAUGUAAUGGGUUUUCGCUUCUUAGGAGGGUCCCAAGUUACACUUCUUGCUUCUAAAACCUCUCAACGAUACCGCAUUCAGAGUGAACAAUUUGAGGAUCUUUGGCUUAUAACAAAUGAGCUUAUCAUCCGCCUUCAAGAAUAUUUUGAAAAACAGGGAAUCAAAGAUUUCACAUGUUCUUUCUCUGGAUCUGUGCCCCUUGAAGAAUAUUUUGAGUUGAUUGAUCAUCAUUUUGAGUUGCGGAUAAAUGGUGAAAAAUUAGAAGAACUGUUGUCUGAAAGAGCUGUACAAUUUCGGGCCAUUCAACGUCGGCUGUUAACAAGGUUCAAAGAUAAAACACCUGCGCCCCUCCAACACCUGGACACCUUGCUAGAUGGAACUUACAAGCAGGUAAUCGCUCUAGCAGAUGCAGUAGAGGAAAACCAAGACAAUCUGUUCCAGUCAUUCACCAGGCUGAAAAGUGCCACCCAUUUGGUGAUUCUGCUGAUCGGGCUGUGGCAGAAGCUCAGCGCAGACCAGAUUGCUAUUCUGGAAGCGGCAUUUCUGCCACUGCAGCAGGACACUCAGGAAUUGGGCUGGGAAGAAACGGUGGAUGCUGCUCUUUCUCACCUCUUGAAGACCUGCUUGUCGAAGAGUUCCAAGGAACAGGCUUUGAACCUCAGCAGCCAGCUGGGCAUACCCAAAGACACAGGCCAAUUGAAGAAGCACAUCACCUUGCUGUGUGAUCGAUUAGCCAAAGGUGGACGUCUCUGCCUAAGUACUGACGCAGCAGCUCCACAGACCAUGGUCAUGCCAGGUGGCUGUGCUACAAUCCCAGAAUCAGACCUAGAGGGAAGAGCAAUAGAACAAGACUCCUCUGAACUGUUUACCAACCACAAACACCUCAUGGUGGAGACUCCUGUACCUGAAGUUUCACCCCUCCAAGGAGUCACAGAAUAGUUCAAGUAGAGUUGUCUGAAUGAGGGGAAGAUGGCCUUCCAAAGGUUGAUCCUGUGUGGACCUCGUACCAAGCAGAGGAAGGCCUGGCCCAGGUGCUUCAUCCAGCUUACCUGCCAGGAGAUAACAGUGUGUAGAGAUGGGGAUCGGGACUUCUUAUUUUUCUAGGAGGACUUGUACUAAUAUGGGCAAGGCAGCUGAACUUGUCUUACCAGGAAAGGAUGUUGCUGCUUUUUGGUCAUCUGUAUGAUUUCAGCCACAGGAUGUAGU
Budorcas taxicolor (takin) is the source of this 2993-nucleotide messenger RNA. RefSeq names its product Bardet-Biedl syndrome 9 (gene BBS9). Gene Ontology annotation, cellular component: BBSome; membrane. Lineage: Eukaryota; Metazoa; Chordata; Mammalia; Artiodactyla; Bovidae. The coding region runs from base 63 to 2726 and encodes 887 amino acids. Gene Ontology annotation, biological process: cilium assembly. The record is from RefSeq and is a predicted model, not a curated record. The transcript is spliced from 23 exons.